Messenger RNA from Belonocnema kinseyi, 1999 nucleotides. RefSeq lists its product as uncharacterized. Lineage: Eukaryota; Metazoa; Arthropoda; Insecta; Hymenoptera; Cynipidae. The record is from RefSeq and is a predicted model, not a curated record. The transcript is spliced from 3 exons. The coding region runs from base 178 to 564 and encodes 128 amino acids.
UCGGCUGCGAAUGAGCAAUCGACAUCAUGCAAUAUUUCAAGUGCAAAAAAUGUAAUGCUAUUCACAGACUGUGAAAUGCCGCCUGCGAGAGCUGAAGAGUAAUCUACAAGUAGUAAUAUCACAUUCACUACUCAUGAAUUGUUUUUAGAAACAAGACACAUUGAGAAAGAGGAGAAAAUGGAUGAUGUGGAAGAAGAAAUCGUUUUUGUAAACAUGGAAUCAGUAUUGAGUCACGACACAAACAUUUCUGAAAAUGUACUUCGCAAUGUUCAUCAGGUGAUGGGAGAAUUAGCAGAGGAUAUUGGUACUAAAAGCUCUGAUCCUUUAUAUAGCAAGAGUGACAAUGAAGAUGAUAAUUACUUCGUGGAUGCUGUUGACAAUAAUGAUCGUAUCAUUAAUCUGGAAGAAGAAAACACCGUAGAUAAAGAACACGUUGUUAAUGCUUUAUCUUACACUGCUUCUUUUCAACUAUUUGCGCUUAUUAAUUGCAUUAUCGAAACUCCUAUAUUACCAAAUACAAAGUAUUUAAUUCACAAACUAUUUUAUCCAAAGAAAUGGGCGUAGUAGAUAAAGCGUAGUAGACAAACGUCAAUACGCAACGAUAACCUUCAAUACUGAUAGGGCGCCUUUGUUUGAAAGUUCAACUUGUUCAAUUUGGCCGAUUUAUUUGAUGGUGAAUGAAUUGCCUUAUAACGUGAGAACUAAAGCCUUAGUUUAAGCAGGGCUUUAGUUUGGUAAAGAUAAACCGGAUAUGAAUAUUUUUCUCGCUUCAUUUGUAUAAAAUAUAAAUAGACUUUCAAGAGAGGGAAUCAAGUGCGAUGUUAAUGGAGUCGAACGUUUCAUCAAAAUUUUUGCGUUAGUUUGCUGUGUCGACUCAAUGGCACGAGCUCCAGUGCAAUGAUUUUCACAAUACAACGCCACGAUGGUUGCAGUCAGUGUCUUCACCCUAAAGAAUAUGUUCGAAACUCAUCUAAACCACAUUCGGGUGGAUGUGUUAAAUAUCCCCUACUAAAUACCAUUCCGAAAAACAGCUAUUUGGCAAAUACUAUUCAACAUGCUGAAAAAGCAACCCCACAAAAUCCAGUCUUAAGCGUAAAGUCGCGAUAACAUUUAAUCGAUUUAGACAAAUUUGAUUUAAUUUGCGGUUGUGUACCAGACAGUAUGCACGCUUGUACCGGGGUAGCCAAACAGAUCGCCAAAUCAUUGUUUGGAAUCAAAGAAAAAGUAGGGUUAAUGUCUCGGUGGUUGAUACCGGAAAUUGUUACGCUUUUGGCCAAUAAAAAGUGUCCCCAUCAAGUAGGCAGAUUAACUCGGCCUUUCUCAGAAAAAGAAUUUUGGAAAGCUAGGGAGUGGGAAAACUGGACAUUAUAUUACAGCAUACCGAUUCUUCUCUAUAUACUGCCACACGAUUUUCUGAUGCAUUAGGCUCUUUUUGUAGAAGCUUUAUAUAUUUUGUCACAAGAACGGAUUGAAAGUCGUGAAUUAGCUCGGGCUGAUCAAUUACUACACAAAUUUGUAGCUGGCACCGAAAAACUGUAUUCAAAAGUAACUAUGACGCUUAACGUUCAUUUAAUUUUGCACCUAUCGAAAAGGGUCUACGAUUGGGAACCAUUGUGGGCCCAUAACGCAUUUGCUUUCGAAUCAGGAAACGGGCAAUUAUUGAGAGGGAUUCAUUCUGUUAAGGGCAUUCACCAUCAAAUAUGUCUCGAAUAAGUUUGCAGUACAGUACCCAGCAAAUAAAAAUCUGUUCAUUUGCAUUUGAAUGGGUUUUGAGGUCUUCUGAAUUGCGUAUCUGUCACUGGAAUUCCAGAUAGUCGCCCAUAGGUUAGAGUGAGUUUUGAAUGAGAAAUCAAAUUUUUUAAUCGGCCACGUCAUUUUUUUCUCGGACUUAUUCAGUAGUGAUUCUGAAUCAGCAUUAACCGAUAGAGGAACGAUAAUUCCGAUAAAAAAUUAUUAAUUUAAAGAAAACAAAUUUAAUUUAAAUAGUUAAAAUUAUUUA